AUCACCUAUGACCCUAUGAUAUGCGACAAUAUAAAACCAAAACUUAAAUCAGAGUUCCUCCAGCAAUUUGUAUUUUGCUCAAGAUUCCAGCAUCUGCAGUUCCUUGCAUCCCCACUGGCUUUCAUUUACAUUCUGUUGGUAGAAUCUCUUGCAAUUCCGACAAUUACACGGUUAACGGACAGAGGCGAGCUCCCGGUUCAUAAAUAGCGGGGCAUUUCCAAGUCAGCGUGAGGCGAGCCAUGUCUGCUGAGGUCCAACUGUAUAUCUCCAGCGUCUCAGCGUCCAGUGUGUUAAGGUCUCAACAGUCAGAAGUGGAAAGGGUGCUGGAAAUAAAGGGAAUAAAUUACAAGCCGAUAGAUAUCUCAGUCAGCGAGGCACUGCUGGAGGAAAUGAGAAGUAGGGCAGGUGACCCAGAUGCGCUUCCACCACAGAUAUUCAAUGGCAACAAUUACUGCGGGGAUUACAAUCAAUUUUACGAAGCUGUGGAGAAUGACGAAAUUUACGACUUCCUAAAAUUGAGAGAGAAAGAAACGCAGCUCUAA
This is a messenger RNA of Leucoraja erinaceus (little skate), 542 nucleotides long. RefSeq names its product SH3 domain-binding glutamic acid-rich-like protein 3. Lineage: Eukaryota; Metazoa; Chordata; Chondrichthyes; Rajiformes; Rajidae. The transcript is spliced from 3 exons. The coding region runs from base 240 to 542 and encodes 100 amino acids. The record is from RefSeq and is a predicted model, not a curated record. Gene Ontology annotation, cellular component: cytoplasm.